Messenger RNA from Lathyrus sativus (Indian pea), 420 nucleotides. The record is from the annotation of a GenBank genome assembly. Lineage: Eukaryota; Viridiplantae; Streptophyta; Magnoliopsida; Fabales; Fabaceae.
AUGCAUUGGCUAAAGGAAGAAAGUAACCAUGAACCUGUUUUAUCUCUUAUUCAUCAGAGGGUAACAGAGAGUGAUAAUGAGAAACUGUUGGUGCCGAUUAGGAAGAAGGAGUUGUUAGAAGCUUUGAAGCAAAUGCAUUUGGAUAAAUCUACAAGACCAGAUGGUUUUAAUCUGGAUUUCUACCAACGUUUAUGGGAAGCAUCAGGUCAAGAAAUUAACUUGACCAAGUCGGAGGUGCUCUUUAGUUGUAACAUUAGUAGACCGGAUCAAGAAUAUCUCUCUCGUCUAAUGGGUGUACAACAUGUGCUUGGAAUAAGGACUCACUUGGGGCUGCCAUCUAUGAUUGGUAGAGGCAAAAAGGAAACUUUUUCUUUCAUUAGGAAACGUAUUCGAAAGAGAAUUAACUCAUGGAUUGGGUGA